This is a messenger RNA of Coccidioides immitis RS, 1442 nucleotides long. RefSeq lists its product as uncharacterized. NCBI's taxonomy places the organism in Eukaryota, Fungi, Ascomycota, Eurotiomycetes, Onygenales, Onygenaceae. Gene Ontology annotation, molecular function: alpha-1,3-mannosyltransferase activity. The record is from RefSeq and is a predicted model, not a curated record. Gene Ontology annotation, cellular component: Golgi apparatus. The transcript is spliced from 2 exons. The coding region runs from base 1 to 1347 and encodes 448 amino acids. Gene Ontology annotation, biological process: protein O-linked glycosylation.
AUGGCUGCUAUAUAUAAACUGCAUCCUGCGCCUGUUAACAGGGUUUUCAGCAAUCGGUUAAAUUUACCUGAUUUAAAAUUAUCCCCUAAUUCUGUUUCAUUGGAUGUGAUUGCCACCUAUUUUGCAGACUUCCCUCUGAGCUACACAAAUUUCGGAGAGUUAGGUCGACGUAUCCAAAUUCUACAAAACUGGGUAGAGAAUGCCUCGGGCGAUAUUGCAGUUUGGACGGCGAUCGAAAUUUUUGCUUUGUCCCUAUUUCCGUUUCUUCGACAUCCCGUCGAAAAGCAGCCGCUCCUAUCACUUUUACGUCGACAUGUACCGGGUUCGAGAGGUAUCGUUGUUCCUGUCGGCACGUCAUCUUUUCGGUUUGCUUGCCAUUUAGUGGGAUCAAUCCGAAAUGUCUUGAAUUCCCAGAUCCCCAUAGAAAUAGCUUAUGCAGGUGAAUCUGAUUUACCGCUAGCCUAUCGGCAAUUCCUAUCUUCUUUGGCUCCCGAAAUUUAUCUACUGGACGUCACUUCAUAUUUUGACGAUGACAUAGUGGGAUUGUCGAUCGGAACGUGGGCUAUAAAACCGUUCGCAAUCCUAGCUAGUAGGUUUGAGCAGGUCAUCCUCAUGGACUCGGAUUCUAUUUUACUUCAGGAGCCCGAAAAAAUAUUUGAUAGCCAUAACGGUUUCAAAGAGACUGGACUGUUAUUGUUCCAUGAUAGGUUACUCUGGAAAAAUGCGUAUCCGGAGCGACACGCCUGGUGGCAGGAGCAAAUGAAACAUACCUCACCGAGCCUGAAUUUCCGAUCGUCACGGGUUCACAAUGAGAAUUACGCAGAAGAAGGCGAAUCUGGCUUGGUUGUCGUGGACAAAGCCCGAAUUUCUACCCUUAUGGGCGUCCUACACGUAGCAUGGCAAAACACGAAAGAUGUCCGGACCCAAGUAACCUAUCUCAUGGGUUAUGGUGAUAAGGAGUCCUGGUGGCUUGCAUUCGAAUUGUGCGAUGUGCCUUAUACUUUCGAAUCCCAUUAUGCGGCGAUUCUCGGGGAAACCGUGAAAAUUGACGGCGUCACUAGAGUGUGCUCCUUUCAUAUCGCUCAUACCGACGAAAACGAUGCACUUCUAUGGUUUAAUGGAGGCCUGCUGAAAAGUAAGAUGGGAAAUAAUGCUGAAUACUGGUUUCCAGAAGUCUGGAUGCUAGAUGGGGAGUGGGAAAAGAGCCAGGAUAAGUCAACGUGGUCCUGCAUGAAAAAUGGUACUCUUUCCCCCCUUGACGAGAGGACUGUCCGGGUGUUGCAAGGGUCGGUGAAUGAAGCGCGCCGCCUUGAUCCUGCAACGGUGUCUCUACUAAGCCGACCCUAAACCCGGCCAACUCCCGUUGUCUAGCUGCCAACUACCCACAGUCGAUAGCCUCCAAUUUAUAUAGAUAGACUAUAACGGCCAAGCUCUAGAUGCUG